CUCUUCUUCUUUUUUCCUACUCAAAAUCAUUACUUACUUCAUUCUGUCACAGCAAGCAAUCACUUUUUGACUAGUUUUGGGGUCAGCAGACUGCAGCUUUCUUCCACAAUACAUAUUUGGGGUGUGAGAGUUUGGGCCAAGAUCAUGCAAAGUUGACCUGUUGACUUUAUGCUCAACUUUUUCAGAUUCUUGGAAAAGUUUUGUGCUUUCUCUUGAGGGAUGAAUUCUUGCUAGUUUAAUUACCAAAGCAAUAAUUAAGUUUGAACAAUGGAGAGCGGCCACGAGAGUUUUGCUGCAUCUUCUAAUGUAUCAAAUGAGUGCAGUAGUCCCCAGGAACCAGGACCAAGUGUUGAUCAUUUGAGUAAUUUAUGUGGUAGUCUUGAGAAACUCCUGCUUAAUCCUGAAUAUAACUACAGUGAUGCAGAAAUAGUCGUUGAGGGGAUUGAUGUUGGCGUUAAUCGCUGUAUAUUGGCUGCACGAAGUCAGUUUUUCCAUGAAAAGUUUAAGGAGCAGAAUGAGAAUUCCUUGAAAAAUGAAAAGCCUAAAUAUUUGCUGAAGGAUUUGGUGCGUGUUGCCUCAAUUGGCUAUGAAGUAUUCAUGGUCCUCCUGAAUUAUUUAUAUACGGGAACGAUUAAGUCAUCUCCUUCAGAAGUUUCGAGUUGUGUUGAUAAUGCCUGUGCUCAUGAUGCUUGCCGCCCUGCCAUUAAUUAUGCAGUGGAACUCAUGUAUGCUUCGUCCACUUUUCAGAUAAAAGAACUCGUUAUGGUCGUAGAGCGCUAUCUCGACAACUUUGUUGAUAAGGCUACUCCUGAGGAUGUAAUACCCAUACUUUUAGUUGCCUUUCACUGCAAAUCUAAUCAACUUCUUGAACACUGCAUCCAGAGAGUGGCACGAUCUGAUCUAGACAAUGCUACUCUUGAGAAAGAACUCCCUCAUGAAGUUUUGACUGACAUAAAAUCAAGGCGCCUCAAGUCUCGACAAGGGACUGAACAGGAGUCAUUAGAAGAAGACUCCUUGAGUGAAAAGAGAAUUAGGAGGAUUCUGAAGGCUCUGGAGUCUGAUGACGUUGAACUGCUAACACUACUCCUGGAAGAGUCAAACGUCACUUUAAACGAUGCUUGUGCUCUUCAUUAUGCUGCUGCCUAUUGCAACUCCAAGGUUGUGAACGAGGUACUUGAGCUGGGUUUAGGCGCUGAUGUCAAUCUUCAGAACUCCCGAGGAUAUAAUGUCCUUCAUGUUGCAGCUAGACGAAAGGAGCCAUCAAUAAUAAUGGGACUACUUGCAAAAGGAGCAUCGGUCUUGGAUACUACACGCGACGGACAUACAGCACUAUCCAUAUGCCGUAGAUUGACUCGUCUAAAGGAUUACAAUGAUCCACCGGAGCAAGGAAAGGUUACUAAUAAAGACCGGUUAUGCAUUGAUGUUUUGGAGAGAGAGAUGAUUAGGAAUCCUAUGAUUGGGAGCAUGUCUUCUUCAUCAUUGGUGUUGGCUGAUGAAUUACUCAUGAGGUUGCUUUUAUUUGAAAAUAGAGUGGCAUUGGCACGGAUGUUAUUUCCUCAGGAAGCCAUGCUAGCUAUGGAAAUAGCACAUGCUGAUUCAACCGCAGAGUUUACUGGACUUUCAGCAACAAAUGGCUUAUGCAGAAAUCCGAGAGGGGUUGACUUGAACGAAUUACCAUCUGAGCAAGUGAAAAGACUCCAAGAGCGGCUGGUCGCACUACUGAAAACAGUGGAGACAGGUCGACGUUUUUUCCCAAACUGCUCCGAAGUUUUAGAUAGAUUACUGGAGGAUGACAAACUAGAUUCGUUGAUGUUAGAAAGUGGCACCCCUGAGGAACAAAGAUCAAAGAAGAUGCGAUACACAGAACUCAAGGGUGAAGUUAUGGAGGCAUUCAAGAAAGACAAAGCUGAAAAGAACUGGGCGGGCUUCUCUACGUCUUCCUCCUCUUCAUAUUCUCCAAAGACUAAUGUCAGUCACAAGAAUAGAAAAAAGUAGAUCCUCUCUCUAGCUAAGGAUUCUAACAAUGGCGGAAGCAUUCUAUCUCGAAGGGCCGCGUGACUUUUGAACCUUGUCAUGAGCUUGAGCUCCAUAUAUACUAUAGUACUCAUCUUUCUUUUGGACAAGUAUCAUCUUGUAGAAAAGUACAAAGAGAGUGGAUUGAUUGUGGGGGUAACUAUAUAGGGGAAAGAGGAAUAAAAGUAGGGGUACAGAAAUGGCUUUUCUUUUGUAAUAUUACUACUUCUUUUGAAUUGAUGAUUGUUAAUUUAUGGUGAUAUAUGCAGAAAAGGAUCUUCUGAUCAAAACAUGUAUUCUCCACAAACUUUUUCUUUCUGGAUUUGCUUGGCUUUGCUUGCUGCAGAAACAUGCGUUUAAGCAUGAGUAAAAGAUAGAACAGCUCUUAAUAUACCAAACCAAACAUUGGAUAGGAAGUAGUUCCAAUAUAACUACUCUUAAUAUU
Messenger RNA from Solanum verrucosum, 2458 nucleotides. RefSeq names its product BTB/POZ domain and ankyrin repeat-containing protein NPR1-like. The record is from RefSeq and is a predicted model, not a curated record. Gene Ontology annotation, biological process: defense response to fungus; regulation of salicylic acid mediated signaling pathway; regulation of jasmonic acid mediated signaling pathway. Gene Ontology annotation, cellular component: nucleus. Gene Ontology annotation, molecular function: protein binding. Lineage: Eukaryota; Viridiplantae; Streptophyta; Magnoliopsida; Solanales; Solanaceae. Bases 268 to 1995 code for a protein of 575 amino acids. The transcript has 6 exons.